Molecule: messenger RNA, 828 nt
Organism: Xenia sp. Carnegie-2017
Lineage: Eukaryota; Metazoa; Cnidaria; Anthozoa; Malacalcyonacea; Xeniidae
Product: vacuolar protein sorting-associated protein 29
Exons: 7
Coding region: 115-660 (181 amino acids)
Biological process (GO): intracellular protein transport; retrograde transport, endosome to Golgi
Cellular component (GO): retromer complex; endosome
Source: RefSeq, a predicted model, not a curated record
GUCCAUUCUUGAGCACGCAAUAACGUUUUACAGCGGUGGCAUUACCGUACAGAGCGCAAAAAUAGAAAAAAACUUGUCUAGAUUUGUUGGUUUUUUUUGAGAUAUACCAGUGAAAUGUUGGUGUUAGUACUUGGAGACCUGCACAUUCCUCACAGGAAGAACACAUUACCAGCAAAAUUCAAGAAGUUAUUGGUGCCAGGAAAGAUUCAGCAUAUUUUAUGUAUGGGUAACUUAUGUACUAAAGAAACGUUUGAUUACCUAAAGACAUUGGCCGGUGAUGUACAUGUGGUUAGAGGAGACUUUGAUGAGAAUUUGACAUAUCCUGAACAAAAAGUUGUCACAGUUGGCCAAUUUAAGAUUGGAAUUUGCCAUGGUCAUCAAAUUGUACCUUGGGGUGACCCAGAAAGUUUAGCUAUGCUUCAAAGACAACUAGAUGUGGAUAUUCUAGUGUUUGGUCACACUCACAAAUUUGAGGCCUUUGAACAUGAAGGGAAAUUUUACAUCAAUCCUGGUUCAGCAACUGGUGCUUAUAAUGCGCUACUUAGGAAUGUUGUUCCUUCAUUUGUUUUGAUGGAUAUUCAAGCAUCAACAGUUGUCACUUAUAUUUAUCAACUGAUUGAUGACGAAGUCAAAGUGGAAAGAAUUGAAUAUAAAAAAUGACAGUUGACAGUAAAUGCACAUUUAAAAACUCCUUUGAUUUGACAUAAAAAUCAUUACUUAUCACACAUGGCACACAGUGCUAAAUUUACAUUUCGUGAAGCUGUGUAAAUGAUUGUAAAUAUAUAAAUUCUGUGCUUGUUGGUCAAAUUACCCACUCUAUCGCAAAAA